AUGUCCCUUGCUUCAGGUCCUAGGCCCGGGUGGUUACUCUUUUCCUUCGGAAUGGUACUGGUAUCGGGGUCAAAGUGUCCAAAUAAUUGUCAAUGUCAAGAUCAAGAAGUGAUCUGCACAGGGAUCCAGUUAACUGAAUACCCCUCUGACAUACCCCUGAACACCCGGAGGCUGUACCUGAAUGAUAACAAGAUCCGUUUCUUGCCAGCGAUGAAUCUAGGACUCCUCAGUGACCUUGUUUACUUGGACUGCCAGAAGAACAGGAUUCAGGAGGUGAUGGAUUAUACCUUUGUCGGGGUCUUCAGACUCAUCUACCUUGACCUCAGCUUCAACAAUCUAACCUUCAUCUCCCCGUACAGUUUCUCCAUGCUCAGCAACCUGCUGCAGCUGAAUAUCUCCAACAACCCUCAUCUGUUAUCACUUAACAAGUACACCUUUGCCAACACCAGCUCUUUGAGAUACCUGGACCUCAGAAAUACUGGCUUGCAGACCUUGGAUGAAGCUGCCUUCCAAAACCUCAUAACACUCCAGACCCUGUAUCUGAGUGGAAACCCCUGGAAAUGCAACUGCUUUUUCCUGGACUUCACCAUCUACUUAAUAGUGUCCCAUCUGAACUAUCCAGAUGAACAAAAUGCCACUUGCGUGGAGCCCACAGAGCUGGCAGGAUGGCCCAUCACGAAGGUGGGGAACCCGCUCCGGUAUAUGUGCAUCACGAACCUAGAUCUCCAGGACUACAUCUUCUUGCUGCUCAUCAGCUUCUGCAUCUUCUGCGCGGGAACCGUGGCCGCCUGGCUGACCGGCGUGUGUGCUGUGCUCUACCAGAACGCCUGCCGCAAGUCGAGUGAGGACGAGGUGGAGGACGAGGAGGCGGAGAACGAGGACGAGCAGAGGGUGGAAGUCAGCAGGCGGAUUUUUCAUAGCAGGGUGGACUCAGGCCAUGAUGGGUUCCCUCAGCUGAUUUAGUUGCAGAGGCUGAAGCUGCUGUCUGAUGCAACUUUCCCAGACUCCCGCCUUCCGUCUUGCCUUCCGCUUCCCAUUCCUCAGAGCUGUCUUAGAAAUGAAAGCCUACUAUUAUGGUAAAGUACUAUUAAGGUAA
This is a messenger RNA of Bubalus bubalis (water buffalo), 1096 nucleotides long. RefSeq names its product leucine rich repeat containing 52 (gene LRRC52). The transcript has 2 exons. Lineage: Eukaryota; Metazoa; Chordata; Mammalia; Artiodactyla; Bovidae. Gene Ontology annotation, cellular component: voltage-gated potassium channel complex. The coding region runs from base 1 to 963 and encodes 320 amino acids. Gene Ontology annotation, molecular function: transmembrane transporter binding; potassium channel activator activity; voltage-gated potassium channel activity. The record is from RefSeq and is a predicted model, not a curated record.